Seminavis robusta is the source of this 513-nucleotide messenger RNA. Lineage: Eukaryota; Bacillariophyta; Bacillariophyceae; Naviculales; Naviculaceae. The record is from the annotation of a GenBank genome assembly.
AUGGUCAAAAAGGACUACACUGAAUACCAGAGUGUCUGGAUUUUCAAGGGAGUGUAUAGUUGGCAGGUGGGCAGCUUCCUGGAAAGCAGGGGCCCUGUGUUCUGUGGCGUCCAGUUGGUGGAUGGUCGAAAAGUCCGAGUGAAGUGGACCUCCAUUCGCGAGAUUUUUGAAGGGCCUGCCGAAGAGGGCAAUUUUCGCUGGUUGGAACGACCAGGUGAGUGGUUGUCUGGUACCCACUACAUGGUGGUUGAUGGUGUGACUGUGAGCCACCACCAUCACCAUGAGGCAGUGGUCCAGAUGGAAGCUGAUGAGAUCAGGCGUCAUGGUGCCUGGCGCCCUCAAAACAACAACCUCUACGCCAUGACAGGAUACCGUGAGCGCCAGAUCCAGUUGGACAACACGGUGCUUCGGCUCGAGAACAACCGCCUCCGUGAGCGUCUUGACCAAUUGGAAGGCCGUAUCCAGCAGGUGGAAGACUUCCUCCAUGACAGCGACAUCCCCAGUGGGCUUUAG